AUGGGAAGCCCAGGCAUGUCAUUAGCGCUCACUGUUAUGGCUGCCAAGGAAACCCUCACACAGUUUGCAAACAAGCUAUGCUCACACCAUAGACGAGAGAGCCCUGGGGAUCCCAAAGGAGAUGAGAUUUUCCCACGCAGCCCCGCUCUCCUGGGGGCCGCCGGAGCCAGCAGAGGUCCGGAGGUGCGGGCUCCCCAGCUCGGCCCGGCCCCGGCCCCGGCCCCGCCUCCCGGCUCGCUCCACCGCCCCGACCUCCCGGGGGCCGUUCCCGGAACGCUCGCCGCAGCGCGGCCGGGGAUGCUCCCCCAGCGUCGUGGAGCCCGGACGCCCUCCCCGGCGGGCACAGAACCGGCCGCCCACCCCCGUGCAGCCGACCUGCGGGCCCGCGGGCGACAGAGCCUUCCGCACCAGCAGCCGGAGGCCCCCGGGUCUCCGACGCCUCGCGCUCUCGAGACUGCCUCCCCACCCCACCCAGACAGGGGUGGAGCUUCUCCCAUCCCCCUCCCCCCGGGACGAGCUAUUUUUAGGUUGUUACGAAGAAGGGAAGGAGGGAAUGCCACGUUUAAUCCGUUGCGAAAAUCCAGGAUCCAAGAGAAUGGCUCCCAGGCCUUACUGAGAAGGCGGCCGCGUGGAGCCCAGGGAGGCUGGACGUGCUCCGGUCUACACAGCCACCCACCCACAGCACCACCACCACCACCACCACCACCACGAACAACAACAACAACAAAGGCUGUUCUGCUGAAAAGCCGGAGCAGUUGCAGAGCUAGUCCAUAUGGUCUUCCUCCCGUUCCAGUCUCAAUCUGCAAACGUGUAUGGCAACAAGUGUUGGCAAGGAUGUGAGAAACGAGCCCCUACCCCUCCUUUCAUUGCUGGUGGGAAUAUAAAAUGGUACAGCUGCUGUGGAAAAGAGAAUGGUUCCGAAGAAUACCAAGAGGGUGGGUUCUGAAUACCUGCGGUUCUCAUCUGGCCCCAUAGCCUCUCACCCUUUCCUCAGGCCAGUGACAGACACCCGCUCUCUGACUCAGUGCAGACACCAUCACAACUGGUCUCCUUCCUACACUUAGGGAUGUGACAGGAGGCAGUGGGACCGACUGCUGACUGAAGGUGGACUUUAGACCCUAGGCAGCCCACCAUGGGAGUGCUCUCUGCUGUCAACUGUUGGCAUCACACCUCAGAAGCCAGCUCCAGAGCCAGCUCUAGCUUCCAGAAGGGCAUCUGAGGUGUAUGGGACAGAUCUCCCAAUGCCCGGAUGCUGGCCACAAAUGGUAACUGAGGUAAUUGUAGGUCAAAAAUAUGUCGUUGGGUUUUCACAGUGGUGAUGGAUGGAUUGACAGGUAUAUAGUCAAAAUGAGAUUUUACAUAAAAAUCUGGUUUGCUGAUUUCUCUUGAAAAAUCUGAGGACCUUGCAACAAGUGGCCGGCACUCUGACAUGUCAAGAACUGGCUGAAGCUCGGGCUUCAAACCUCUUCCUUGGGCACAAACUAUACUCUAGCACAUUCCCUGAAAAAAUCACCUUAAAGGCCAUAGAUGCACUUACAAAAGAGAUCUCCUUUCUCAGGAAAAAAAAAUUGUUCUUUCCUGCAAAAUGAAAAAUGCAGCAUCAGUCUAACCAGGACCCUCUGUGCGUCUAGAAACAAACCCAAGGCAUGGCAAGCUGGGAGAAACUGAAAAAAAUUACACUAAAAUAAUAAAAUGUUUGUGUCCUUAA
Neofelis nebulosa (Clouded leopard) is the source of this 1708-nucleotide messenger RNA. RefSeq names its product proline-rich protein 2-like. The record is from RefSeq and is a predicted model, not a curated record. Bases 1 to 840 code for a protein of 279 amino acids. The transcript is spliced from 4 exons. Lineage: Eukaryota; Metazoa; Chordata; Mammalia; Carnivora; Felidae.